This is a messenger RNA of Drosophila rhopaloa, 1127 nucleotides long. RefSeq lists its product as uncharacterized. The coding region runs from base 148 to 381 and encodes 77 amino acids. The transcript has a single exon. The record is from RefSeq and is a predicted model, not a curated record. Lineage: Eukaryota; Metazoa; Arthropoda; Insecta; Diptera; Drosophilidae.
ACUUCGAGCAGUGCGGCAGGCGAAAACUCCGGCUGCAGUUGCAGAUACAGAUACAGAUACAAAUAUAAAGAUAGAUACAGAAGCGAAUCGGGACUAGAGGUACAGGCCAUUGCCACAGAGAUCCAGUUGCAGACUUCACCAGUGAAAAUGCCGUUCCCGAUCCAUCCGCCCAAGCAGAUGCCCUGCCCCCACUGGCAGCACUUCCCCAUCAGUCCCGUGGACAGCAAGCCCAAUCCCUUCGAUUCGGUGGGCGGAGCGGCGGCAGCGGCCACCCAGGUCAACAUAGGGGUUAACAAGCCACCGGAGCCGGUAUCCUACCGCUAUUGCUUACAGUGUAAGGCCUCCGGUAGGGAGACAUCGAACGGCGUCGACAGGGAGUAACUCCCGAAACUUUGGAGGUGACCCAUCCAGCAAUCAGUCAUCACCUGUAAUCAGCCACUUCACUGGAGGACACACUUGGAAAGCCAAUUAAAAGGAAAACAAUCAUAAGAACCACAGAACAAAGUUUUGAUUUUAAGAUAACAACUUAAACUUUCAUUUCGAAAUCGAAGAGAUAUGGUAUCUAAACAAACCAUCCUAUUUUCCAAAAUAGAUCUGAUCUUUAAAAUAAUAUUUUAAAUAUCAAAUUUUUUUUAUUUAAUCCUGUGAACCAAAAAAUCAUACAAAUGUGAUUAUCCGGUCAAACACUCAUUCACUUUUUUCUGUGCUUUUGUUAUUUCAUUUUAAAAUAGUUUUGAUAUUAUAAAAUUAUCAAAAUAAUGUAAAACCAAUUGGUCUACUAAAAGCAGGUCCAGAGUUAACUAAUAUUUUUUUUCGUAAAAGGAACUGAUAUUAAAAAUCAUCAAAAUAGUGAGCGAUCAUUUAAUAUCACGUCCAAACGCAGCUUAAUUUUUUUCUGUGUUGUUAUUCAUUAACCUAACCUAAGCACAUGUUCCAUUUAUUUUGUUUUAAUGUUUUCAUUUGGGCAAAGUGUUUUUUUUUUUCGCUAUAACUAAGUUAAGCAUUUUAUACGUAUUUAAUUUGUAUUUAGAGCUAAAGACUACAGUUUAUACAGUUUAUGAAUUUAUGAAUUUUUGAUAUAUAUUUGUAUAAGAAGAGCUAAUAAACGCACGACGCAUUUAAAAAAA